Molecule: messenger RNA, 2274 nt
Organism: Uranotaenia lowii
Lineage: Eukaryota; Metazoa; Arthropoda; Insecta; Diptera; Culicidae
Gene: Eogt
Product: EGF domain-specific O-linked N-acetylglucosamine transferase
Exons: 3
Coding region: 393-2015 (540 amino acids)
Cellular component (GO): endoplasmic reticulum lumen
Molecular function (GO): protein N-acetylglucosaminyltransferase activity
Source: RefSeq, a predicted model, not a curated record
ACCGGCAAACUCCUAGCGACUCCAAAAAAAAAAUAAAAACCUACUUCACUCAACAACAACAACAAUGACUUCACCUGGCUAAAAUCUGAUCGUAUCGUCAUCGUCACAGGUGGUAGAUCGAUUCUAGUGCAGAAUAUUUUUCACCACGUCUUGAGUGAGUAGCUGGCUAGUGGUAGUGUUGUUCUUGAAUAGGAGUACCAAUUGUAUAAUAGGGAACUCCUUUAUGGGUUUCGCAGUUCAGAUGCAAAUAAGGCUAGCGAAUCCCACACACGUGUUAGCUAGAGUAACUACAUCUUCCGAAGAUCUGUUGCAGUCAGUAACUGAUGCGGUUUGCGGUUCAGCGAUAGCAGUCCGAGGUUUAAACCUCGAAUGAACACCCACUUCCAUCCAAAAUGCUGCCCUUAGUGAUAGUCGUCGUUUUCGGUUUAGUUAGUUUCUGUGAUAAAAUUUCGGUGUUCGGUGCUAGCGCCAGUUAUGAGUUCAUCGACCUGCCGAAAUCGCAUCUUCCGAUGUUUUUUGAACGAUUUCCAGCGCUGAAGCAAAAAUGUUUGGAAGAUGUGCAAUGCGAGUAUCGGGAUACUAUCAAAAGCGAGUCCUAUCGUUCGAAGAAGGGUGUUUGUUGGGGCUAUGAAAACGAUUGCCCGGCUGAGAAACGGUUCUCCAAACCAAGGUGUCCGGGUGACUAUCGAGGGUACGUGAAGACGAAGGAAGCCCAACUGGAAACGUUCUACUCCCAGGGAGAUUUUGGUUUCAUAAGGGACCAAGUGAAAGAGACACGGAUUUUGUGCGAGCCUAGGUUCCCCUACGAUUCGGCUUUGGAGUGCUCAAAAUAUUUGCGGUUCUGUCGAGGAAGAAAUAUCAUGAUCAACUUCACUGAUCUGGCUACAAGAAGAGAACCACUGCGAUAUAAAAUGGAUGUAUUGAAAUUGGGUCAGAUAGGUGGUCAUUGUAAGUUGAAUCGGGAGCGGCUGGAAGCCGAAUUGGAACACAUAAGUCCGCUCCAAUCUUGGGGACCGGAGCUACGUUUUUUCGAGUCACUCGAUCAGCCACUGUCCGAAAGUGGCCAUUGUGAUAUAACUAUCAACCGUCCUGCCUUUAUCAUGAAAAUCGACGCCACAAUCAACAUGUACCAUCACUUUUGCGAUUUCGUCAAUCUGUACGCUUCUCAGCAUGCAAACCUAUCGGACCCACUGGGAUUUUCGACCGAUGUGGAAAUAUUGAUUUGGGAAUCGUAUAGCUAUAGUUCGCCGUUUGCGGAAACAUUUAAUGCCUUCACCCGGCAUCCGAUUGCCGAUUUGAAAACCUACGCCGGAAAGGUGGUUUGUUUCAAGAACCUGGUGCUUCCACUGUUACCGAGGAUGAUUUUUGGGCUGUUUUACAACACUCCAAUUAUAGCCGGUUGCGAGAACAGUGGCUUGUUUCAAGCUUUCUCGGAGCACAUUCUGCACCGGUUAAAAGUUCCGCUUAAAAGCCACCCGAGCCGGAAACUAAGGAUCACUUUCCUGUCACGCCAAACCAAAUUCAGACGAAUACUAAACGAAGACGAGUUGCUGGAGGAAAUUUCCGAGAACGAAAACUAUCGGGUUAAUCAGGCCAGCUACAGCCACCAUAUGUCGUUCCGGGAUCAGCUGCGCAUCACCCGAAACACGGACAUUUUCAUCGGAAUGCAUGGUGCCGGGCUAACGCAUUUGCUGUUUUUGCCCCGAUGGGCCGUCAUUUUCGAGCUGUACCAUUGUGAGGAUCGAAACUGCUACAAGGAUUUGGCCCGCUUGAAGGGCGUCAAGUAUAUGACCUGGGAGCGGGACGAUCUGAUCUACCCGGAAGACGAGGGUAAACAUCCGGAGAGCGGUGAAAGGCACGCAAAAUUCACCAAUUACGCUUUCGAUACGAAAGAAUUCGCCCGACUGGUGGCUUCGGGUGCUGAUCACGUUUGGAACCAUGAGGAGUAUCGUCAAUUUUUAGAGCGAUCGCUCAAGAAAAGCAAUAAAAAGCCUGUUGGACGAGAAGAACUGUGAAGUGAGGACUUUGUUAGAAUGUUUCUAAUGACGAAAUUAGAUUAGUUGUUGCCUUCCUAACUUUUUAAAUAGGUAUAACACGAAAGUUUUAAACUUUGCAAUACUCAACAAACACUCAUAUCUUAAUAAAUCUGAAGCGAAAAUCAGCUGAGGUAAAUCUCGAAUUUUUGUCCAGCUUUCGCUUUUGAUCUUAACGCAAAAAAGAGUCUGAUUUAAUAAAAAUUUAACUUUCUGUGAAUAGAUCAUGGAUUAAACUAAA